Molecule: messenger RNA, 201 nt
Organism: Prunus armeniaca (apricot)
Lineage: Eukaryota; Viridiplantae; Streptophyta; Magnoliopsida; Rosales; Rosaceae
Source: the annotation of a GenBank genome assembly
AUGUGGUAUUCCGGAAUUUUAUCUUUUCUGAAAAAUGGUACCCUUGUUUCUUCCUCCCAUUCCAGCAAAGCUACAAAUGCUUUACUACUAUUGGGCAAGGUGGCUACAUAUGCCUUGACGCUAACUGGAUUCUUCUAUUGCCAAGUUAACCCAGCACUGAGACCUGAGGGUGUAAUUAAGUGGCCUUCCUCUGGGCACUAA